AUGAAUAAAAACCUUAUCAUCCCAUCUGCAUUUUCUCAGGGUCAAAUGCAGCAAGUACCUCCAUCUCCAGGGUAUUUUAUCAAUGAAAGAGACGUACUAUUUAAUUAGAAACGAAUUUUGAAAGACAAGCUUGAUUUAGUUUCAGAUCUUAUUAGCAAAACAUCGCCUAAAGAUGCGUCUAAUUCAAUAACACGUCAGCUUCUGCUGCAAGAAUACAAUAGAAUCCAAUCAGAGCUUAUAUCUGGACCUAAAUCUUAUAUAGAAUCCCAACAAAAGUUCAAGCAUAGAGUAGAAGUUGCGUCAUUACCUUUCUCAUCACCAGCCCCAUUUACCCUUUUAGAGUUAAACGAACGCAAAACUGACCCAACGAUCCCAAACCCCCCAGACUGCAUUCAUUAUGACAGAGAAUGCACAGGCAGGGUGAAUCCUACUACAUGGGUAAGGCCUGCAAACCCUUCUUGGAAAUCUCAUCGAGAUGCUUAUAGCGAGCCAAACCGAUCAAUGUGAGAUGCUCUUAUGUAUGAAGAGAAAGACCCAUUUAAACCUGAAAAACAAUAUACAGAACCUGCUUAUAGCCCUAUGAAGCAGAGUUUUGAUCACCAAAUGUCUAGGCUUUCUGAUUUUUCAAUCAGUUCGAGGCUGAAAUCGUCAAAAAAGAAAAGAAUAAAAAGAGAAUCUAAUGAGAGAAAAUCAAAUAGAGAAGAAAGACGAACAAGCUUAUCAAACUACUCAAGGCAAAGUAUUGAACCUUCUUUUGUAAGCCAAGGGCAACAGCCUCGCCAACAAAACCCAAAUUUUCCAAACUUUCCUCAGCCAGGUCAACAGCCAAUUAUUAUACAGAUGCCUCCUUAUCCUAUAAUGCCACAGCCGAUUUAUGCUGCCCCUCCAGUCUAUACUCCUCCUCCCCAACAAUCUCAGCCAGCUCAAGUAACAAUUAACGUUAACCAUGAUUAUGCACAGCAGCUUCAGAAAUCGCCUAACUCUCAAUGCCAGAAACAAAAAUGAUUAUUCCAAGAAAUUUAUUAUUAGAUAUUUCAAUAAAUAGGCUACAUUGAUUUUUCCAAAAACACAAUAAUAAAAUUAUUUUAUAUUCUGCUGAAUAUAAUUUUAUUAAAAUAUGAUGCCUAUGUAUAGAUAAUGGAAUUAGUGUUUCAUUAUAAAUAUAGUUUAUUCCACUUUAUAUUAUGAUAGAAAAUGCCCUAAAAAUUAUUUUCAUGCAUCAAAAUAACUUGAGAAAUGAGAACAAAUUAGAAGUUUGCAUAUAAAAUUUUGAUUUUUUAAAUUUAAAUUAAUUUCUUCUUAUUAGGAUCCAUAAAAUCACAUGCUAAAUGUGAGAGUAAGCAUACAUUAGAAACAAGUAUUCAAUGUAAUGAGAGCAUUCUAAAUAGUCCUCCUGCAGAAAUAAACCCUAUAAUUGAGGAAAUAAUUGAUCCGCCAGAAGAAUUAAAUAAGGAAGAGGCCAGUGUUGAAGCAACCUCUCAAAACGAAGAAGAAAAGAAAUCCGAAGAAACCAUAAUUCUUGAUCCUUGGGCCACUCAAAUUGGAGGUAGCAGGAAAAAGCUUUACGAGCUUUUCCUUGAGAGAAAAGCUGACCUUGCUCAUAAGAUGGAAAUCAGAGAUAAAGGGAUGCAUAACUUUUUACAUAAAUCAGUAAAAAUCAACGAGCUUAUGAAAGUUAGGCAGGACAUGGUAAAAGGAAAAACGUCUGUUGAUGAAUACCUUCAAUCUCCAAACCAUCAAGCAAAAUUAACACCUAGGCAAACAGAAUUAGCACUUCCCCGCAAGAUAGAAAAAGAAGAGCGCAGCAUUCAGAUAAAGCAAAAAAACAUGCAAAUUAAGAAGAAAUAA
This is a messenger RNA of Blepharisma stoltei, 1848 nucleotides long. Lineage: Eukaryota; Ciliophora; Heterotrichea; Heterotrichida; Blepharismidae. The record is from the annotation of a GenBank genome assembly.